Messenger RNA from Pectinophora gossypiella (pink bollworm), 9236 nucleotides. RefSeq names its product xaa-Pro aminopeptidase 1. The transcript is spliced from 13 exons. Lineage: Eukaryota; Metazoa; Arthropoda; Insecta; Lepidoptera; Gelechiidae. The record is from RefSeq and is a predicted model, not a curated record. Bases 2260 to 4437 code for a protein of 725 amino acids.
ACAUGAGUCGAAUAAUACCGGAUGUUAUUAUAAUAUAAGUGAAAUUGUAUGGCUGUGUGAUGCAUGGCGUUUUGUAUGACCACGACGAUGGGCGAGAGAUCGAAUGAUACAGACUUCGUACUAACAUAAAUAGGUAUGUAAGCAUACUUGGAUUCUUAUGUCAGGAUGAAAACUGUAGUACAAGGUAUUUGCUAUAACUUGGUGGAAGAAAAAAGAUAAAAAAAGUGAAACAAAAUGGCGGACAGAAAGUUUGUGACGCGUUAGUAAUACCCAGUUCAUCUUGCGAUAGAUGUCCUCUAACUGGCACAUUUGGGUCGUUUUCUAGGUCAAAGAUAAAUUAUGAAAUUCUGAUUACUCAAUAAAAACGUUUUCUUUUUUCUAUUUAACUUAUUUAUGAAUUUUAAUCAAUAAAAAUCUACUGAUAAUUGCGACAAAUUGUCACGUGUUUCUAUGACGUCACAGGCUGCUUUUUCAUGAAAAUGCCAUAGUAAUUUCGUGUUUUGACGUUUAGUAAAAAGUAACUGAUAUGACCAGUCGGAAACUACCCCGAGCGUAUGUUCAAAUAGGCAUCUUUUUACACAAUAAUUAAUUUAAAUGAGAUUGAAAAAAGGUUGUAUUUUCUCUUCCGAAAAUAUUUCUGAUGUAAGUAAAGUAAUUCUGCCACAAUUUCUAACCAUAUUUGAUGAUAACUCCAAAAAUGUUCCCACUUAGUUGCCAACCCUAUUGUAAAGAUAAAUUAGCCACGUUAUAGGAAAUACCCUGUAGAUGUUUUAAUGUAAUUCUACGACUUUACCUCAUAUUUCCAUUCUUUAUUAUGCAUUUGAACAUUAUUUAGUUAGAAUUGGGGCGUGUUUUGUUUGUUAUAUUCUUCUUUGGUUUACCUUUAUAGCCAUAUGCGGCCUUCGCGGCAUGGCAACCACGCCGCGCGCGACGCGAAUUUUAUCGAGGGCUUUAAUCAAUAUCCGUACGACGCCUAUCGACGCGUAGAUAGCAUUCGCUGCGUCUUUCUAGUACCUACGUGGGUCUUUAGCGGUUCAAUAAUAACUCUGAUAGCACGGUUGAUGAGAUUGGUCAUCCACCUCACAACCUACACGAGAGAAAAAGAUACAUAUAACGUAUAAAACACAAUCCCAUUACUUUCACCUUUAUAUACAUUCACUACACUAUUAUGUAAUUUUAUACUUCUUACUAUUAACUAUACAACUUAUAUAAUAAAUAUCUCUCGGGUAUUUUAAACAUAGUUUUAUGUAGGUAGUUCAUAAAUACGUCGUGUGACGGAACCGCGAUCUGAAUUUUUGGAUAUUACUUUUGUUCUCAUACGAAGAAAAAGGUGUGUAAAUUAUGACAUUAGUUUUUGUUAGUUUGGCUAUUAAGCCCAGGAUAUUUUAUACAUUCAUAUAUUAUACCGCGCAAUAAUGUUAUACGUAGUCGCCGUGUAAAAUAACAUGAUUUUGCUCAAGUCAAUUAGAAAGUGUGAAACAAACAAGCGUCCCAAGUUGAAAAAUUAGAUAAACAAUAUAUUACUCGUAACAAUUAAAAUACCUUCUUGCGGUUCAAAAAGAGCCACGUUUAAUCAAUGCAUAAUAUUAAAAAGAAAUAUUGCAAUUUGACAUUUGUAAGCAUUGCGCACUUUACUUUAUAUGCGCAAAUGUCAAAUUUCAGAUAAAUUGCCUCAACGUGGUCUUUUUGACUCUCUGGUUCAAAAGCGAUUAAAUUUAGGAUAUCGCAUGAAAAUCUAAAACACUUUAAAUAAUAUUAAAUUGGUGCUGACUCCAGUACACACCAUCUUAAUUUAUUUUAAGUUAUACUCGCUCCUUGUUCGAGAGGUUUUAAACAGUGUAGUCUACGUCUUAUGCUCCAGCAUCGUCACAAUUUUCAAAGCUCAUAUCCAAAGCUAAAAAAAAAAGUUAGUUUCCCGCUUCCUGAACGCAGCUGUCAACUAAUGUCAUUACGGUUUUUGUGCACCGGCGCGUCACUUCGCCUCCGUAAAUAAACUAAUUAAAAACCAAUAUUUAAUACAAAAACAUGAUUGAUAUAGUGCGAAAAAUCUGUUACUUACAUAAUCAAGUGCUUUUUUCUCUAAAAAAGCUAGAAACAGUACCAAAGAAAAAAUGUGGAUGACGACGAGCGUAAGUUCUUUUUGAUAAAACAAAACGUGGAUUAUACUGGAAAGAAAAUGACCAUGAACAGUUUAUAGCACCGCGUUAUGUGUUGAAGAACUUUGAGACAGUUUGUGAAUAAAAUAAAAUAGAAGAAAUAAUGAAGAUGGGUGACCUGAAGCUGUGUCUGUUCAUCGCGCUUGUCUUCGUAGCAGCAUGUUCUGGCGCGAGGAACUCCAAGCUACUGGCAGCUCAGACCACGACCACCAUGCCACCAUCGCCACCACCCACCGUCCGCACCAAUAUCAUGGUGGCCACCAGACAAAGCAGCACACAGCCGAUGCAGCUGGCGACACUCCCCCCGCCUUGCCCGGAGGCCACCAGCACUGUCAGCCCCCCCGGCCGCCUGCGAGCCGCCAUGAAGAACACCAGCUUCACGCAGAUGAAUGCCUUCUUCGACGCAUUCCUCGUCUUCUUCAGUGAUGAGCACCUGAGCGAAGAACCAGCUCCAGAAGAACGUCGCCUGGAGUACAUCAGCGGCUGGGACGGCGCUGGCACGGCAGCUGUGCUGGCGGAAGGAGGCGCGGCGCUCUGGGUACCCUCAGGAGAUGUGACUCGGGCAAAAGAUACAGUAUCCUGCGCGUGGAUUGUCCUUGAUGCUGAUGAUCCUAGCCAGCCUACAGUCGCUGAAUGGGUGGCCGAUCGCAUCGGCCGCGCAGGCCGGGUGGGCGGCGACGCUCGCCUGACGUCAGUGUUGGAGUGGCAAGGCAUCUCCACAGUCCUGCAGCGUAGUGGGCUGACCUUAGUCCACGUGCCCACCCUACUAGACCAGCUGUGGGCAGAGGAACCCGACCCGGCGCGCCGACGACCUGACUUCUCCCGGAUCGUCGCUAACUUGCAUCAUAUGGAGUAUACUGGUCUCCAGUGGCGAGAGAAGGUGGCUCUUCUCCGCCGCGACAUCAACAUGUCUGGAGCCGAGGCGAUGAUAGUGACAGCCUUGGACGAAGUAGCAUGGCUCCUCAACGUGAGAGGCAAGGACGUGCCGACCGCUCCGCUGCUGAAAGCCUUCGUCAUCGUCAGCCUGACUGAUGUGAGGGUCUAUGCCCCCCCGGGCAAGCUGUCCAUGCCCGUCAGGGAGGCUUUAUCCGUCUACAACUGUUAUCCGAAUAGUAAUAACAACAAUUGUACGAGAGUCAACGAAUACACGACCAUCUACUCCGACCUUCGACGGCUGACUGAGUCGAAAGUCCUCAUUCCUACAGCAGGGACAUUUCAACGAGGUGCUUCUGCAGCCAUUGCUAUGGCAGUACCGCAGCCCAAGAGGAUGUACCAACCUUCCCCCAUUAUUUACUUGAAGGCGCAGAAGAACGAAGCUGAGGUGAAGGGAAUGCAUAGAGCGCAUCUCCGGGACGCUGUGGCUAUGUGUACGCUGCUUAGUUAUAUGGAGGGCAUGAUGAAAACAGGCCUAACUGAGCUGUCAGUAGCGAUGAAGGUGGACGUGACACGGGCCACGCAGGCGGGGUACGUGGGCGUCUCCAUGGCAACCAGGGUGGCGUUCGGGCCCAGUGGAGCCGAGCCUGACUACCGCGCCACCAACAGCACCAAGAACCGCCGGGUGUUCACCAACUCCACCCUUGUUAUACGAUCAGGAGGACAGUACGAUGAGGGCACGACAGUAGUAACGCGGACCCUGCACUACGGCGCCCCAACCCACCAGAUGAGGACAGCAUACACCACUGUUCUCCGCUCGCUAGCCGCCAUGUCUACCCUGCAGAUGCCCUCUGCCUUGCCUGCAGCGCAUAUCGACCCUGUAGCACGGGCGCCGCUGUGGGCUGCUAAGCAAGACUACCCUCAUCCAACUGGUCAUGGAGUCGGGGCAGCUUUGAAUCGGCGAGAAGAUCCAGUGGUAAUCGACUACAGACAAGACACAAAUCUUCAUAACUUCCGAGAAGGAUAUUUCAUUACAAGUGAGCCGGCGUGGUACGAGCGCGCCAAGUUUGGGGUUCGGCUGGGCAAUGUGUUGGAGGUGGUGCUACGCCCUGACGGCUACCUGGGCUUCACCGAGGCGACGCUGUUGCCCUUCGAGCCCAAACUUAUUGACAAGAAACAGCUAACUGAGUAUGAGAUGAAAUGGAUAAACGCAUACAACGACCGUAUACGGAAGAUCGUGGGCCCAGAACUGCAGAGUCAAGGUCUACUGGACGUGUACUACUGGAUGACCAACAAAACCGUGCACAUCGAGCCAAUGAAGAUGAACAAACCAGCCAAUCAUGGCCACAUCUCUGUAGUAUCUUGGAGUUUGGUCGUUGGAGUUGUAGUUUUUAGCGUAUUUGCUUAAAUUACUUUAAGAUUAAAGCCUCGAAUCCAACUGGCAACAAAUAGCGCGCAACACGUAAUGCUCAACAUGUACGGCAACGUUGCACAACAGCGCGCGACGUUGCCAGCUGAAGCGCAACAAGUUGCGUGGCUUGUUUUUUUUAGAGAGAACCGUUAGUUGAGCUUCAAUUGUUGUCGAGUGGAGACAUGAUCCGCAACAACACUAGUUCUUCUGGCGACAUGUUGGUGACGUCAGACGUGUAGUAGAUGCGUAGAUAGACAACGUUGUUAAACAAAAGUUCCGCGUAACAUGUUGCGCGCCUAAUGUUGCCAAGUGGAUACGAGGCUUAAGGGUCAAACCAUAUCUGCCAGGGCGCUAUCACCUCGACGAUACUGCCUACAGGACGAUUCGACGGUAAAUGUAAGUUCUGAGUUCGCCAAGUCCAGCAAACUGACUCAUGUGACUGGGCCAACCGUGUAUAACAGAUUGCCUAAAUCAAUCGUUGACGCGCCAUCAUUGAAAUGCUUUAAAAGUAGGCUUAAAUGCUGGCUACUCGAACACACUUUCUAUAGCUUUGAAGAAUUUUUUACUUUAAAAUUUACCACUUAGUACUUAAGUAAGUACCAUUAUUGUUUUAUUAUAUUUUCCAUAUGACAUGUAAUAUAACUAUUACGAAAUAAAUGAAUAUGGAUAUGAGUAACAAAAGACGAUAGCAGUAUAGGAAAGUGCGAUGUGGUGCUGACAAAUAUGGUUUACCCUUUAGGAUUCAUAUAUACAUAGAUAAAUUCACGCCCGUAAUCUCUAAUGGAGUGGGCAGAGCCACAAAUAACUAAAGACAAUUUGCAGCCGCUGUUGAUAAGAAGUCCUGUUGAUAAGAAGUCCUAAGACGGAUAUGGCAAACCUUAUGGUGACAAGGGAUCAGCCUAUAACAUAUCAAUUGUAAAUGUAAGUACCCAAUCUCACUGUCGGAUUUUACGACAUGCCCGGUAAGACAAGCAGCUGAACGUGUUCUAUAAGUAAUUCGUAACGACAAAGAAGAGAAGCAUUUAUCGUGAAUAAGACAGUUAUUUUAAAAAUACAUCAGGCAAUCCAGCAAUGUCCUCCCCGGUAAUCAAACCUGGACCUCCUAGGUUGUGGGUCGAACAUUCUAACCACUAGACCAAGGAGGAUAGCCCGUUAGUUGCUAUUGGUGCAAAUAAGAAAUUUAUCUAGCAGGUACGAUUCUGGCCAAGUAUAUAAUAUCAUUUGCGUCAAAUCUACAAUAAAAUACGUCAAAAAAGGAAACAGGUCCUUAAUCUUAUACAUAAGAUUUGAUUUGCGAAUGAAUGCUAAUAUCUUGAUUGUUACGAAUUAGAUUAAUAAAAAGCAAUCAGUCUAGUAAGUGUCUAGUCUACCUCCAAUUUUAAAUUAUAAAUUACCCACGGUAUAAAAAAACAGGUAUGCUCAAACGUGACAGCUAACAUUUCAAGGUUAGCCCAGCUGACGUCAUCCCACCCUGCGUUGCCAUGUCGUGAAAAAUAAAUUACCCACGACCAAUGUUUUUAAUUUACUUUGCUAGUAAAUUUGGAACUUUUAGUAAAAGAUUUAUUUUCAGUUUUAAUGAUUUUUAUAUAUUUGAGAAGUAAUUAAAUACAUUAGUUAGUAAUUCACUCAAUUUUCAAUAAUAAAACUUACGUCCUUGGAAUGUUAGACAUACAUACAUACAUACAUAAACUCACGCCCGUAAUCCCUAAUGGGGUGGGCAGAGCCACAAGUAAUCAAAGACAACUUGCAGCCACUGUUGAUACGAUGUCGUAAGCUGGAUAUGAUGAACCUUAAUCUUCUUUCUUUUCCUUUUUUUGGAAUGUUAGAGAUACCAAUUUAAUGGUAACACUUACGUCAUCAAAGGGCUAGCAAUGGCGGCUUGUUAUAGGAUUGAGCAUACCUAUGGUAAUACCUAUAACAGUGACAAACAUUUAUAUAAAACUUAUUUAAUCAAAUGUAGCAUGUAGAUAGAGAUGUAGAGAUUUAUAAGCAAAUAAUUUAAAUAAUACAUAUUACCCCCUAGUUAUCUAUUACUCGUUAAAUGUUUUUUUAUUAUGCUAUUUAUAUUUACUUAGCUAAGUAUAUUACAGUAUCCAAAAUGGUGGUUUGUUUCGUAGGAAUUUAGAAAGCUUAAAAUUAGGUGAAAGGAUUAAUUAUUUAAGGAAUUAAAGCAUUCACUAAUAUAGCAAUACUGUGCCUUGAAAGGUGGCUUAUGAAAAAAUACAUUGACUACCUUCAGCAGGGUCUGCACGGCAACCAUGCCGCGCGGCGCUAAUUACGCCGAGGGUUUUGACCAAUAGACGCAGCGAAUGCUAUCUACGUAGAUAGACGUCGUAUGGCUAUUGGUCAAAGCCCUUGAUAUAUUUCGAGCAGCGCCGGCGCGGUUGCUGUGCCGCGAGGGCUGGUGGUCUAAAAACGCCACAUCAAAGCAAUAUUGCAAUUUCACAUUUGCGCAUAUAAAAUUAAAGGCGCGAAGUCAACAAAUGACAAAUAGCAAUAUUGCUUUUUCAUGUGAAUUGAUUCAAUGUAGCCUUUUUAACCCACUUGGUCAUUCUGAACUACUCAAACUGAAUAUUUAGCGACAAUGAAAUGUCUUUUUACCGGUGAGACUAUUUCAGAUGUUAGAUACACAAUCAUUCUCAUUUUAUAUCGAGUCAUAUACCUAAUAUAAACUAGAAGAUAAUCCAUAUAGAGUUGAUAUUACCUUUCACGUUUUCAAAACAGUAAUAAUUUUAUUAUAAUAUGUGUCUGGUAGCAGUAAAACUAACAGAAGCAGUAACUAGUAGCAGUAACUGUCAUUACUAUGCAGAGGCGGAGGACAGGAGUCCUAGUACGGCUUUGAAAUUGACUACUUUGGGCGCCAUCCCACUUGCGUCAGACAGAAUACUGCGGAGCGGAAGGCAAGAGGGAAAACAUUGCUCUAUUUUGCCCUAAGAAGUAGCAUGGAGAAUGCUGCACUGACGAGUGGCUCUUAAAUUAGUGAUGAUGAUGAGCAGUAAAACUAUCUGAUAGAUAGUCUAUCUACAAGACAGAUAAAAAAGAAAUAUUUAAAAAAAUCAAGAAAGACGGUGAAAGGUAAUAUCAGCUCUAUAUUAUGGACUAUCAUCAAGUAUGGGUAAAUAUGCCACCGAAUUCAAGGCCUAUAGUCGAAUAGUAUAUCUCCCAAAAGGGGAAGCUGCAAGUGGUUUAUGUUGGUUCGCAUUGUCUGUCUACAAUUCUAUCUCAUACAUAAACAGCCUCUAUACGUCCCACUGCUGGGCAUAGGGCUCUCCUCAAUCUACCGGAGGGGGUAUGGAGCAUACUCCACCACGCUGCUCCACUGCGGGUUGGUGGAGACAAUUCAUUUCACCGAUAAAAAACAUCUAUUCUCGAAUUUUAACAAGACUUGCAUUGAUGUGCCUUUAAAAAUAGAUAUAGAAUAGAAUACUCAGAACCUAAAAACUUUUUGUUUACAAAAGUUUCAUAGAAAAUGUUCUAUGAAAUUAUAUUAUAUUAUUGUUAAUUAAGCAUAAGUAGCUAUAAUUAUCAAUAGCACCGAGUGCCUUAUCAAUCAGUAGUCUGUAAAAAUGCUUCUAUUAUAUCGUUAAUCAUAUGAUUAUCCUUAAUUAUAAUGCAAGUGUCUAAUUUAUCGUGUACAUACAUGUUAUCAUUUCCAUCUUUAUCUUUAGCGAAGAUAUUGGGUGGCAUUUAUUUAUAACCGGCAAAAAUCUCUAUUGUUUUUUUCUUAUUCCAUACAUAAACAAAAUAAAUAUGAUGGCCUUAAGGUCUAUGUAACCAGGCCAAAAAAAACUAAAAAAAAAAUAUGAAAAAAGAACGCACCUUCUGUUUUUGAAAAAUCGUUUGACAGCAAUGUUGCUAUGAAUCUCUCGAUUAGUUGAUGGGAAUGUUGCCAUUUUUAAAUGUUAAAUAUACCUACAACAUGAGAGACUGUCCAGGCUACGUUCUCCAAAAAAAAAAUAUAGAUGGCGCUAUGCAUAUUUAACGUGAUAAUUACCUAUUUUCUCAUUGGGGUACAUAAUUAUCCAAAAAUAUACGUAAUGUAAUGGUAGAGGCAUAUAUAAAACUAAUUGUUGCUUGAUAUUUGGAUCACAUAUAACAUAACAUAACAAAUACUUUAUUGCACAAACAGGAAAAAACAAAAUACAAAACAAAAGAGAAAUAGAAUUAGUACAAUAGGCGGCCUUAUUGCUAAGUAGCAAUUUCUUCCAGGCAACCUUUAAGUAUAGGAGAUAUUGAAUAUUAAGUAAUAAAAAAUAUUAAGCGGGAUAGUGCAGCAGGGGAAUACUUGUGCAUAUAAAAAUAAAUACACUUUCGACUACAUAAACUACAUAAUAAUAAUACACAUAAUUAUAAUUGUUAUAAUAAAUAAAUAUCACUACUUAAACUACUACAUAUACUAUGGAAGAAAAGGAUAUGUAUAGAAUUAUGUUGCUACCAUGUUGCUUCUCUUUAUUUUGACCAGAAUAAUAAAGGGUGGAAGAUGUGUUGUGCCCGGGUGUAAUAACAAGGGUCAUCAUUUAUACCCAAAAACAAAGAUAAAAGACGCAUAUGUCUGUUAUUCGUGAAAUUAGAAGCCUAAACGAAGGCAACACUGAAGAGCGCCAUGUUAUUUUUUUGGUAUGUAGCCUGUAAAAUCCCUCAUUCCAGUUCCGAUUCAAUAUUUAUCCGAAAAUGUCACCUUAUCUUUAAUUAAGUAAAUUAUUUAAGUAAGUAGUUAAUAUAAAAUUUCACAUAUCAAAUUUUAAUGUAACUACCCAAUUUAUUGUGUAAGGUAAAUAAAAGCGGAUAAUAAUUUG